Anopheles darlingi is the source of this 1067-nucleotide messenger RNA. RefSeq names its product N-acetylneuraminate lyase A-like. Lineage: Eukaryota; Metazoa; Arthropoda; Insecta; Diptera; Culicidae. Gene Ontology annotation, molecular function: N-acetylneuraminate lyase activity; 4-hydroxy-tetrahydrodipicolinate synthase activity. Bases 151 to 1002 code for a protein of 283 amino acids. The transcript has 4 exons. The record is from RefSeq and is a predicted model, not a curated record. Gene Ontology annotation, biological process: N-acetylneuraminate catabolic process.
AUAUGGUGUUUCAUUUGAUACCUGACCUUUUUUAUAUUUUUAGCGGCAUUGCAGUGGAGGUACCGAUGAAAUGAUUCGCGGUGUUUCUGCACCUACCGCGAGUGCACAAACAAGAUAAGAAUUAUCCGUCGUCUCAACAACAACAUCGUCAUGAAACAGUUCACCUUCAAAGGACUGAUGGCACCCGUUUUUACACCGUAUACCAACGGCAGUGAAAAAUUGAACCUCGAUGCGAUUGAGCCUUAUGUGCAGCUGCUGAAGGGGAAAGAUGUACGGGGAGUGCUUGUUAAUGGCACAUCCGGAGAAGGCAUGCUGUUGACAGUAUCGGAGCGUAUGGCCGUGACGGAGGCAUGGCAGCGGUCCUGCACGGCACACGGCAUAACGAUGAUGGUACAAAUAGGUGGUGCCCCAUUUCCGGAUGUCGUAUUGCUGGCUAAACAUGCAGCUAAAAUCAACGCGGACGCCGUUCUGUGCCUACCGGAACUCUACUUUAAACCCAAGACUGCUGAAGCGCUUGUAGCGUACCUGAAAGCCGUUGCGAGUCACUGUCCGACGAUUCCAUUUUUCUACUAUCAUAUUCCCAUGUUUACGGAUGUGAACGUACCCAUGCCGGCGUUUCUGGAUUUGGCUGAGAAGGAGAUUGGCAACUUCCGUGGCAUAAAGUACACGAACGGAGAUCUAGAACAAGGCAGUGCCUGUUUGAAGGAAGGCCGGCAUAUAUUCCUCGGUGCCGAUACCAUCCUUUGCGGUGCCGUUGCAGCCGGUUUCAACUGCUUCAUAAUGACAACCUUGAACAUUUGUCCCGAAAUAGCUGACAAAAUUAUUGCCGACACAAACCGCGGUGCUCUCGCUGAAGCUAGGGAUGAACAGCGAGCCCUCAAUAAGCGCAUAACAACGAUCCUGCAACACGGCGAUUGGGUGACGGCGAUGAAGAAAGCGUUUCGCGAAACGUUCCCUGCCAUCGAGGUCGGCCACACUAGACCACCGCUAAACUUAAGAUAACAACAAGAAAGUAAUUUUGUUACUGAAGAUGGGGUUUUAUUAAAUUGAUUAAGUAAUUGGCUCAA